Rotaria sp. Silwood2 is the source of this 771-nucleotide messenger RNA. The record is from the annotation of a GenBank genome assembly. NCBI's taxonomy places the organism in Eukaryota, Metazoa, Rotifera, Eurotatoria, Philodinida, Philodinidae.
AUGAGACUUCGACCGAUGGUGUGUGUUGCUCAGGAUUAUUUUCAAGGAAAGAUUAUAGACGACUUACGGUUACGCAAAACGAUUCUUGAUUUACCUGACAACAAAACGGAGCAUCUCCCAGGCUAUUUACCGCUUGUACCUGGGAUACCAGUUUUGCUCACAGAAAACGUGGCUACAGAGCUCGGACUCUCCAAUGGUACACGUGGAAUAUUUCACCAACUUGUAUAUGAAGAAUCUUCAGUAGAUAUUCAAUUUCAAAACAAGAAUUUUCCAACAAAUACCAAGUUUAUCACACAGCCAAAAUACGCUUUAGUGGAAUUUCCCAAUUGCAAGCUUGGUUCAGAACUUGCUGAACUUCAAAACAAGAUGAUUCCUAUAUCGAUCAGUGAGCAAACGUUUCUCUUUGCCGUUAAGGAGCUUCGUCCCGAAAAUGUUGCUAAAGCCGCAAAAAUCAACAAGAAAACAACAAAAAUUUCAAUCAAGCGUAAAGCUCUUCCUUUAAUCCCGGCCUAUAGUAUGACAACACAUAAAAGCCAAGGUCAAACACUCAGCAAAAUUAUUAUCUAUCUCGUCAUGCCACCUGGUCCAGUUGAAGUCGCCUCGAUUUACGUUCCACUAUCUCGAGUAAAACGACUUGAUGAUUUACUGAUCGUUCGGCCUUUUGAUUUCACAGCUCUUCAAGUGAAACCAUCAACAGCGCAGCUCGAAGAGCUGAAGAGAUUAGAUACAAUCGCAAAAAGCACUGCAAAACGUUUUCCAUUAACUGUUUAG